CUUAAAAAAAAUAUAUCAAAAAAAUGACCCUGAAAAAUUCUUUAUCUUUUUGUAAUUAUUUGUCCAACCUCUCGCUCAUGUAUAGUUUCCCAUUUUCGUUUAAGCCGAAGGAAUAAAGGGUUCAGGAAUAAGCAACUGUUUUGUAACAACCUUUUUCAAUUUUCAUGACAACAAAGUCAAAGCGUGAUCACGUUUCUCAUGUCACAAAGACAAUUUCAUACACUCCCUCCCAUUGUGACAAUUGUCACAAUUUGGUAGCCUUCCCUCUUUUUCUCUUCUCCUUCCUAUGUCUGCCCUUUGUCCCCUCUCACUCUCUCUGUCUCUCUCUCUCUCUCUCUCCUCCCAUAUAUAACUACCCACCAUCCCCCUCCCCCAAUACUUAGUUCUACUCUCGUUCUUCCCAACUUCUCUUCUUGCAUACACACACACAUACAAGCUUCAUCACCCAUAGGACAAAAAUGGUCGAAUCAAAUCCCCCUCUCCUCCAUGACUUCGGGCAACUUCUACUCCGCCACCCGGGUGAAACUUGUGCCUCUUGUCAUCGCAAUGCUCGUGACUGCGUAGCAAAUGAAGAAAUGGUGAUAUUGGAAGAAUGUGAACUCCCAUUGAUAGACCUUGGUGGGCUAAGGAGCAAGGACGAAGGAGAGAGGCGAGCGUGUGCAGCGGCAAUUUGUAAAGCAUCCUCGGAGUGGGGAUUCUUCCAAUUGGUGAACCACGGCAUAAGCCUUCAACUCCUCGCGGAAAUGAGGAGAGAGCAGGUGAAGUUGUUCAACAAGCCCUUCGAAAGAAAGGCUACUUGUGGACUUCUAAACAAUUCUUACCGGUGGGGAAAUCCCACGGCAACUUCCCCAAAGCAGUUCUCAUGGUCUGAGGCUUUUCACAUUCCUCUCACAAAGAUUUCCGAGGAAGCUUGUUACGGAGAGUUCGACUCUCUAAGGAAAGUGAUGCAGGAGUAUGCAGCAGCAAUGCAAGAGCUAGCAAAUGAACUUGCAGGGAUUCUAGUAAAGAAUUUGGGUCACCAAAAGGAGGGAGUGUUUGGAGAGAGUUGCAAUGGAAGUACAUGUUUUCUUCGGUUGAAUCGGUAUCCGCCAUGUCCGUGGUCACCGGAGAUUUCUGGAUUAGUGCCACACACCGACAGCGAUUUUCUUACAAUUCUUCACCAAGAUGAUCGAGUCGGUGGACUUCAGCUCAUGAAGGAUUCCAAAUGGGUCGCUGUCAAACCCAAUCACGAUGCCCUCAUCGUCAACAUAGGAGAUCUUUUUCAGGCAUGGAGCAAUGAUGUAUAUAAAAGUGUGGAGCACAAGGUGAUCACGAAUGCUAAGGUGGAGAGAUACUCAAUAGCCUACUUCUUAUGCCCAUCUUACGACUCCUGGAUUGGGAGUUGCAAAGAACUUUCUUCUAUUUAUAGAAAAUUCACAUUCGGAGAAUACAGAAAACAGAUUCAACAAGAUGUCAAGAUGAACGGUCACAAAGUAGGCCUUCCCAGAUUUCUGCGUUAGAAAACAAAAAAACAAGAACAGGGAAGUGUUCGAGAAGAACACAUAUAUCCAGAAACUCAAACUAGUAAUUUAUGAUAGAAAUUAGACAAAUAGCAAUAGUGGCAUAUGUCAAUGAAGACUAUUUGAUCUAUACAUUGUAUACAAUAUGAAGGUUUUGUCUUGUAUCAAUUUGUGCUACUACAGAUGACGAUAAAUAAAUAAACGACAGAGAAUUUGUUUUUCAUAUAUGUCAAGCUCAUACUUUAGUUUACAAGUACUUUUGUCCUUCCAAAUGCUAGAGAAUUAGAUUCUCAUAAAAUCAGACCAGCACAAAAACAAAAGCAUGCACCA
Camellia sinensis is the source of this 1829-nucleotide messenger RNA. RefSeq names its product gibberellin 2-beta-dioxygenase 6. The record is from RefSeq and is a predicted model, not a curated record. Lineage: Eukaryota; Viridiplantae; Streptophyta; Magnoliopsida; Ericales; Theaceae.